This is a messenger RNA of Etheostoma spectabile (orangethroat darter), 805 nucleotides long. RefSeq lists its product as uncharacterized. Bases 58 to 759 code for a protein of 233 amino acids. Lineage: Eukaryota; Metazoa; Chordata; Actinopteri; Perciformes; Percidae. The transcript is spliced from 5 exons. The record is from RefSeq and is a predicted model, not a curated record. Gene Ontology annotation, biological process: response to bacterium.
CCUUUAUAAGAGCAGAGCGGUACAAACUAUCCUUGCAGUGACACGUUUAAACGCACAAUGCGGAGCUUCACCUUUGUAACAGAUUUACUUCUCUGCAGCCUCAGCUGGAUCUCUGUCUCAGCUUCUGAGUCUCACACUGUGGACGUCCAGUCUGGUGGAGACGUCACUCUGAUGUGCUCCAACAUUUCUAAAACUCCAACUCUGACAGAAUGGUUCAGACUGAUCAACAGAACCAAGCUCAGCUGCGUCUCCUCUAUGUACCCUGAUAGAAAUGCCUCGUUCUGUGAUGGAUUUCAAAACAGAUUUGAGAUGAGCUCCAACGUUUCUACCGUCUUUCUUAAAAUCAAGAGAGUGGAUUUAUCAGACUCUGGACUGUAUUUCUGUGGAUUUUACAGGAAGAAACAUACAGACAUUUCUAAUAAAAUACAUUUAAAAGUUCAAGAUGAGUCUGAUGGAAUGAAAAACGUCAUGAGUGUGAUCCUGGGUGCUCUGACUGUUUCCCUCACCAUAGUCAUCAUUGUUCUGGCUGUUAAAAUCAGGAAUCUCCAGACAGCUGUGAAUGAAGAACUGCAGCCAGAGAGAAACCAGGAUCUGGGCUCAGAUGAACUGAACUACGCAGCUCUUAAUUUCCAGGCAAAACCCAAAAGAAGCCGCAGGCCUGCACCAGUCAGAGAGCUGGACCCACAUGUUGUGUAUGUUGCCACAACUGGUUGCCACCAGAUAGACUCAGGGCACAUCUGGAACUGCAGCUCUGAGUGACUGAUGCUUCAUUAUGAUAAUCUGCUGAUAUGUUUUUGUGUGUGGG